Trichobilharzia regenti is the source of this 1179-nucleotide messenger RNA. NCBI's taxonomy places the organism in Eukaryota, Metazoa, Platyhelminthes, Trematoda, Strigeidida, Schistosomatidae. The record is from the annotation of a GenBank genome assembly.
AUGUCAUAUGGUUAUUCCAGUCUGCUUCCUAAAAGAGAGAUUAAUGCUGAUAUUUUUGCCAACGAUAACAAGAAAUGGAAUGGCAAUUUAACAAGGAUUGCUAUAUGGGAUACAGGUGUUGAUCCCACUGCAGCUGGUCUUCAAAUUACACCGGAUGGAAAACCAAAAAUUGUGGAUAUGAUUGAUGCAUCAGGUUCUGGAGAUGUGAAAAUGAAGUGUAAACGACAUGUAGAUCAGGUGAAUCGUACUAUCGAAACUCUAACAGGACGCAAAGUAGAGAUACCAAACCACUGGAAUCCACCUGAUGGUAUAAUAAGAAUUGGAGUAAAAUUAGCAUCAGAAUUGUUUCCCAAACUUUUAAUGCAAAGAUUACGCAAUGAAAAUCGUGAUAACUUUUGGCGACCAAGUAUUAAACGUUUAGCAGCUAAUUUAGCUUGUGAUUUAACUGAAGCUGAAGAGUAUUUAAGCGAUAUAACACAAAAUAUUAAUCGUAUUUCAAUCUCAAGCUCAGAUAAAGAUAGUCCUAGAAAAUUUGUUGAAAAUGAUUCAAGCAAAACUCUACAUGAUGAUAUUUUGUGCACUGAUCAAAAGACAGAUCCGAUUUCGUGUCAGAUGAAUUCUAAUUUUAGCAGUCAUCAAGUGAAACGGGAAAAACGGGAACAGUUUGGUUUAACGCCUACAGCUGCAAAGGCUCAAUUGAAAGCAGCUGCUCGAAGUUUGGAGGAUAGUUUAUCGCUUCUAGAUCAACGUUAUUCACCUAUGGAGAUUUUAUAUGAUUGUUUUGUAUUUCAUAAUGGAAGUGAAUGGGUUGCUUGUGUAGACACUAGUCCUUAUAAUCCUGGUAAAAAAUUAUCUGAUCUACCAUUGUUACGCGAUUAUACAGUGAAUCAUGAAUAUGCAUCAUUCGGUGAACAAACACAACUCUACUAUACAGUGAAAAUCUUUGACAAUGGAAAACUAUUACAAAUUGUCACAAAUAACAGUAGUCAUGGUACUCAUGUUGCUGCAAUAGCCUCAGCUUAUUUUCCCGCCUGUUCAUCAAAGCAUCCAUCUAAGCAUUCUCCUAGAAAACAGCCUACUGAUGUUUUCGCCUCAGCCAAUAAGACCAUCACGGAUGCGGCUAAGUCGAUUUCGCAUUUUUGUGAUCGUAAUGGUGUUGCCCAGGUGCACAGAUUGUAA